This is a messenger RNA of Nicotiana tabacum (common tobacco), 1457 nucleotides long. The record is from RefSeq and is a predicted model, not a curated record. Lineage: Eukaryota; Viridiplantae; Streptophyta; Magnoliopsida; Solanales; Solanaceae.
AUGGGCCUCAAUGAAAUCUUCAACAAUGCUAGGGGAAACAUCUUAAUGAUGGAGCCUCUUCCUAAUGUGAGCAAAGCAUAUUCUUUGAUUAUUCAAGAUGAGAAACAAAGGAGCUUUCAAAAUCUGCCUGUGUUUCAAUCGGAUUCAGCUUCCUUCUCUUUUGGAUCUAACUCCAAACCCAAAUACUCCUUCAACAAUCCAAGAAAUAAUUUUAAUAAUCAAUCGCAGAAGUAUAAUUUCCCUACUCAGAAUCAAUAUCGAAAGGGAAAUUCUGAUGGAAAAGGAAUCUCAGAUCCUCAGAAACUAUUUUGUAGGUAUUGCAAAAAAAAAAAUGGGCAUCUAAUAGAAAAGUGUUAUAAACUUCAUGGUUAUCCACAGAACUUCAAAUUUGGCAAUAAAAAUGCGAGAAUUGUUGCUAAUGUGUAUUCCAAUCCUGAAAGCAAAGUUGACAAUUUCUCUGAGAAUCUCACUUCAUCCACUACCAUAACCGCAGACCAAUACAAGCAGCUAAUCAACAUCCUUCAACAAGUGCAAUCUCAUUUAAAUCCUGGUUCUUGGAUUAUAGACUCUGGAGCAACUGACCAUAUGACCUAUGAUAAAAAUUUACUUACCAAUAUAACUGACUCACCAAUUCCCAUCCUUGUCACCCUACCUAAUGGAUAUAAAGUGAAAGUGACCUCUAUUGGGCCUUCUCUGAAGAAGCCAUUGGUACUUGGUAAGAUGGCUGAAGGGAUCUAUCUCCUCAAUUCUAGCUCCACAGGACUACAAUCUGAUUGUUCCACGGUUUCUUCUUCACUUUCUGUUCAUGUAAAUAAUGCCAAUGUGAAUAAGUCACACAUUUUGUGGCAUAAUAGGCUGGUGGUCCCUAAGUCUUUAAGAGAUAAAUUUUCUCCAAGAUCUACUCCAUGCAUUUUCCUUGGUUACCCUCCUGGAAAGAAAGCAUACAAGCUGCUGCAACUUUUAGACAGGAAAAUCCUCAUCUCUAGAGAUGUUGUUUUUCAUGAAAAUAUUUUUCCUUACUCUGAGUCCACUUCACCUAUAACAUUGUUUCCAGAUGUUUUCUAUUCUUCCAACUUUGAUCAUCCUACCUCUUGUAUACCUGGUCCUACUAAUUCCUCUCAUCAGCACAAUUCUCCUCCUUCCCAAAAUAUUUCUACACCUUCUCCCUCUUCUGUUAACUCACUUUCUCCACCUGUUUCAAUUCCUCUCUCUAACAUUUCUGCACCUUCUCAAGUUACUGCAUCUGAAGUUCCUCCAAGAUAUCCUUCUCGGCACCAUCAUCAACCUUCUUACUCUGAAAGAUUAUAUAUUGUUCUUGAGCCAACAACUUAUCAACAAGCAGCACUACAUCCUGCCUGGCAGGAAGCUAUGUUAAAAGAAUUUGAGGCUCUUGAAGCUAAUGCGACUUGGGAUAUUGUACCUCCUCCACCGGAAAAGAAACCAAUUGGAAAUAAAUG